Molecule: messenger RNA, 948 nt
Organism: Heteronotia binoei (common prickly gecko)
Lineage: Eukaryota; Metazoa; Chordata; Lepidosauria; Squamata; Gekkonidae
Gene: LYRM9
Product: LYR motif containing 9
Exons: 5
Coding region: 286-525 (79 amino acids)
Source: RefSeq, a predicted model, not a curated record
GGGGGGGGAGCCGCCUGGGGAACACCUCGGGGAGGCUCCUGGCCGCCGUGCCACGAGAAGCUCCCGCGGCCCUUGCCAGCCCUUCCGCCCCCGCUGAUUGAAGGAAGAGGGCAGUUGUCUCCAGGCCUGUUGGCAUCCCAGCAGACAGAGAGGACAAAAUUCUGGACUUCCCAAGAACUGAGCAGGCACUCUGCUGCUGAAUCUGUGCCUCUGCAGAAAGCAGACUGUGCUCAUAGCAGCACCCCAGAAAGCAGGUGCCAGGGAGCCCCCGGGCAUGUGAGGCAAAUGAUGGCUCCCCUCCCUGGUGCAGAACUAGUCAAGAGGCCGCUGCAGCUGUAUCGCUACUUGCUCCGCUGCUGCAAGGAACUGCCUGGGGCAAAUGUCCGGAAGCACUACAAGCACGCCAUCAGGCAGAGCUUCAAAGUUCACAUAGAUGAAGACAAUCCUGAGAGAAUCCAGCAGAUUAUCAAGAGAGCCAUUGAAGACGCCGAUUGGGUGAUGGAGAAAUAUAAAAAACAAAAGUAGAAGAAGAGAUGGGAAAGAAGGCAACAGAUGACUGGAGAAGACUGGAUUGGAACCUCUUUUGUAGAUUUAUGGCAAUAAAUGCCUCCCUCCUUUCUCCAGCUUCAGAAGUUCUUUGUGAUCUCUGGGCAUCUAGUGGCAGACAGAAGACUUCCUAUGAAGAAGGCAAAACUCCAGUCAAGUUAUGAACGGUGUGAAAUGUGGAGCCAAGAUUCCUAGCUGAGUCUACAGGGAGCAGUCGGAUAUUGGGAAGCUGGGAUGGACAGACUUGGCUUGCAUACUGACUUUAGCUUCCUGUUGUCAGAAUUCUGAACAUAUUUGGAAAUCCUUGGAUCUAAAGGGUACCUUUGGGCAAAGUGAUCAGUCCACAUUUGGUGCAGAAAACUUGGCCUAUAAGUAUUUCAAAUAAAGACAUAUGGAAACCAA